AUGUCUCGGGCAAUUCAGCUUCCGGUUCCCUGUCCUGUUCGGCUUGGUUCCUUAAAAGAUGACUCCUUGGAAGCUCAGCUCCAUGAAUAUGUUAGAGAAGGGAGCUAUAUAAAAGUGAAGAAGGUUCUUAAGAAAGGAAUUUAUGUUGAUGCAGUUAACUCCUUGGGCCAGACAGCACUUUUCCUUGCAUCAUUAUUGGGCCUUACAAAAUUAGUUGAUAUUCUGGUGGAUUAUGGAUCAGAUCCAAAUCACCGCUGCUUUGAUGGGAGUACCCCUGUGCACGCAGCAGCAUUUUCAGGCAAUCAGUGGAUCCUCAGCAAACUGUUGGAUGCAGGGGGUGACCUUCGACUCCAUGACGAGAAGGGUCAAAGCCCGAAGGCGUGGGCCCUUACAGCCGGGAAGGAGUGCAGCUUUAUGGUGGUGGAGUUCAUGCGUCGCUGCACCUCACACAUGCAGGCCACCGUCCAGGACUUCUCCUGUGACCUCCUGAAGAAGAUUGACUCCACCCAGCGGCUCAUCUGCAGCCUGCCCCGGUUCGGGGGCCUCAUGCAGGGAAGCCCUAAUGGCCCUUCUAAACGACUACGUAAAACUGGAGUCAUUUCUGCCCAAAACAUCCACAGCUUUGGCUUUGGGAAGUUUUAUCUUUCAGCAAGGACACGGGUGUCCUAUUUAGGAUCUCUUCCAAUAAUUGGAGAAAAGGAAGUAAUUCAAGCUGAUGAUGAACCUGCCUUCUCUUUCUGCAGUGGCCCCUACAUGGUCAUGACCAACCUCGUGUGGAACGGGAGCAGGGUCACAGUGAAGGAGCUGAAUCUCCCCACCCACCCGCACUGCAGCAAGCUGCGGCUAGCCGACUUGCUAAUUGCUGAGCAGGAGCACUGCAGCAAACUGCGGCACCGCCACCUGCUGCAGCUGAUGGCUGUGUGCCUGUCCCAGGACCUGGAGAAGACCCGCCUGGUUUAUGAGCGCAUCACCAUCGGCACACUCUUUAGUGUCCUCCAUGAACGGCGGUCCGAGUUCCCCCUGCUGCACAUGGAGGAGAUCGUGCACCUGCUGCUCCAGAUCUCCGAUGCCUUGCGAUACCUGCAUUCCUGGGGACUUAUCCACCGCUCCCUCAGCUCCUAUGCCAUCCACAUCGUCUCCACAGGGGAAGCGAGACUGACCAACCUGGAGUACAUGCUGGAAAGCCAGGACAGAGAUGUACACAGGGACCUGACGCGAGUCCCCCUCCCGGCCCAGCUGUACAACUGGGCUGCCCCAGAAGUCAUUUUGCAGAAGGAAGUCACAGUGAAAUCAGACGUCUACAGCUUUUCUAUGAUCAUACAGGAGAUUUUAACAGAUAACAUACCCUGGGAUGGCUUAGAUGGCUCAGUUAUUAAAAAAGCCAUAGUCGCAGGAAAUUAUUUGGAAACUGACUUCAGGCUUCCAAAACCUUACUAUGAUAUUGUUAAGUCAGGCAUCCAGGUCAAACAGAAAGACCGAACUAUGAACCUUCAAGAUAUCCAGUAUAUCCUGAAGAAUGACCUAAAGGAAUUGAUUGGAGCCCAGAGAACUCAGCCAACUGAGAGCCCCAGAGUGCAGAGAUAUGAAGGCCAUCCUGAUGUCAGUGUCUAUCUAGGACUGACUUCAAAACAUCUGAAAGAGAACCCUGACUUGGAAAUAAAAGAGCUGAAGGAAGCGGGCAGUCAGCUUCAAUCACCAAGGGAUCCCAGCGAGAAGGCCACACCAGAUCCUCAGGUCCCAGAUCCCAGUCUGAUGGCCAAGGACACUCAGAGACAAGAUGCUGCUCCUCCUGCUUGCUUUGUGGCCCGAGAGGCCAGGAGCCCCAGCUCAGGUCCGUCAAGCCUUUGCAGCUUCGAAAUGAACGAAAUCUACUCCAGCUGCCUGGACAAGGAAGGCGACAAAGAGAAAGAGCCCCCAGGAGUUGGUUUAUCUCUGGAGGGGGCCAGCCAAAACCAGGGAGAUGAGCUGAAGUCCCUGGAAGAGGAGUUGGAAAAGAUGGAGAGAGAGGCCUGCUGCUUUUCUGAAAAGAGUGAGAGCUCUUCGGAAGCUGACACAGAGGUCUCCUUUGAGGACUGGGACCAGCAAAAUGGUUCACUUAGUUCCCCCAGCCCACCCGAGCCAGCCAGAGAAGCCAAGUGCAAGGUGAGCAAGUGGUCCAAGACCGACAUGUACCUCAGUAAGUGUAUGCUGGAUGUAAAGAUUGCACAGUCAUUAGCGAACCAGAGUAAUGAGUCACUGGAGAAAAUCAAGCAGAAAUUCAACGAGUGUGAGAGGAUGCUGAAGGAGCAAGAGGAGCAGGUGUCUCGGUGGGCUUCUUCAAGAAUGCUUCCUAACCUCUCUCACUUGCCUGUGGCAGUGGGCCCCCCAUCUUCUGUUUACAUUCCUCCUGUCUUGCCAAGGUGCCAGGGGCCGGAUGCGGGUGGCAAUUGCCCGACCCUAGCAAGGUCUCCAAGAACAGUGAGAGGCUUUCAAGGGGGACAUUUUGGCAAAAGGUCCAGGGAAAGAAGUAACUGUGACUGGAAACCUUUUACUGCUGUCAUUCAAGUCUCUGAACAAAGCACUGGGGAUUCAUCAGAAAAAAGCCAUCAGAGCCCAGGGGAACAAUUCCAGCUCACUCAAGAAGCCGAAGACAGUUUGGAAGGAACCGGGAACCAGAAUACUAGCAGCCAGGGACAUCCUAGAGAGUCCAGUGCCCAAGCCAAAGUGACACAGCUGAAUAGUUCACUCUUCACCAUGUCAAACCACCCGAAGGGACCUCCAGUGACAGUCAUUCCUGUUCAGGGCUCUGCCAGGGUCAACAUGGAAUCUGUGUCUUCUGAAAUAUAUAAUACAAAGUCAAGAAGUAAUGAAGACGUUGGAAAGGUACACUUAAAAUGGAAAAUGGAGGUUAAAAAAAUGGCAGAGAAAGCAGCUACUGGGCAGCUGGCUGUCCCUUCUUGGCAUCCUCAGAGUAGUUCGACUUUAGAGAAUGAGGCUGAAAACGAGCCUGAUCCCUUGCUGCAGCCUCCCAUUAGGGACCCUAAGAAUGUGACUUGGCGGCGUGUUGGAGAGCAUUCCAGGGAAAAUGCGCCAGGAGGAAAUGGCAAGCGUGACAAAACAGACAGUGAUGACCGUGAGGACGACCAGCAUGGCAGACAGCCUGGAAGCUUUCCCGGUAUCAGUCACCCGUCCCCCAGAAAAAAUGAGGAGCCAGAGCAUACUGAAGUCUUUCAAGCAUGUUCUGAAGCAUCUGUGGUCACUGAGAAAUCUUGCAGCGAUCAGUCCUGGCCAUCAGUUGGUUCACCGGAGUCUUCGGAGGACAUAGAUGAAUUUUUAACACCAGACAAUGAAUAUUUUUAUUCCCCAACUGCUCAAGAAAACUUAGCUCUAGAGACCUCAAGUCCCAUAGAAGAGGACUUCGAAGGCAUACAAGAUGCAUUUGCUCAAAGUCAAGUCUCUGGUGAAAGAAAGGUCCAAAUGAGAAAAAGCUUUGGAAAGGAUGCUGAGGUUUUGACCAGGUCUCAAUUCCAAACUAUACAAAGUCCUGAAGGUGAACAAGAGGAGACGUUAAAGGAGUCACCCAAGGAACUGAAAGAGAAAGACAUAUCACUGACAGACAUCCAAGACCUGUCUAGUAUCUCCUAUGAACAAGAUGCUUCUUUUAAGGAAGUCUCAUGCAAAACACCCAAAAUAAACCAUGCACCUACUAGUGUCAGCACUCCACUCAGCCCAGAGUCAAUUUCUUCAAGUAAUAGUCACUAUACAGACUGCCUUGAAAGCAUCACAUUUCAGGAUAAAACAGGGUCUAUCUCGUGCUGGAGCUAUCACGAAUCCACUUUAACUUUGUCUGAUAAAUUUACAACUGUCCAGGAGAAAGCAAAGAACCUAGAUUCCCUUUUUACUUCCUCUGAAACUCUCCCUUCAAGACAGACUGAUCACAAAAGAUCAUCUGCAUUUACUGGGGCUGGUUCCUCCAGAAGUGCUAAGGUGCCUGACACGUCAUCCCAUGCCAUCCAGAAAAGGAGCCUGUCAAGAGAACUAAUAGAAGCCAUCUCGCAGCAUCACAUUGACAAGCUACCACCUCCACCUCAGGAGCUACUUGAUGAAAUUGAGCACUUGAAGAGGCAGCAGGCCUCAUCCGCAGUGCUGGGUGAGGACACAGCAGAUCCUCUGGGCGUCCCUGCAAACGAUCGGAGUCAUUUAGAAGAACAAGAAACUAACAGCACAAAAGAAGAUAGCAGUGUGAUUUGGACCCAAGAAACUCAGGGUCUAGAAGAGGACACAGAGAGAGCUCACUCUUCUCUCGAUGAGGACCUGGAAAGAUGGCUACAGCCACCUGAGGACAUCACAGUGCUACAGGAUCUCCCCAAGGGCUCUGCAAGGGAGACAAAUACCACGGAUCAAGAAGUUGGUGAAAAGAAGAGGAAAGUGGAAGAAGGCAUGAAGCCAGAGAGGACAUCAGAGAGCUUUGUAGGGGCUUCUAAAGAAGAAGAACUGAAACCUUGUUUUUGGAAGCGACUGAGUUGGUCAGAACCAUCCAGGAUAAUCGUACUGGAUCAGAGUGAUUUGUCAGACUGACCGGAACCCGAUCAUAGAUGGACUCCUGGUCCGAGUUUGAGCACCUGCUUGUGAGCUACCUUCUUCCGGGUCUGCUUCAGUCACCAUUAGAGUUAUGGAUCCCUAACUCACAUUUUAUUCAGCUGCCACAAUAGACAGGAAGACUUGGUCCUGUCUGUUUAUAGCACAUGUAACCAUUUGUUUUUGUUUCUGUUUUUCAGAGAUAUAUUUUGAGCUUUUAUUUCAGCACAGCAGUUGUAAUCAUUUGUUUUCAGUUAGAUGUCUGAAAAGUGAAAGGUAGUGUUGUUGACUAUAAAAAUCUCUGUGUUCAGAAUGGCUUUGGUUUUGUUGACAUAGAUUUUUGAAAACUUGUACUUCUGUUAUGUAAUAAAAUGUUUACUUUUAAUAGCAGUUAGCUUUUAGCUGUGUAAGAUGUGUUUAA
Messenger RNA from Eptesicus fuscus (big brown bat), 4978 nucleotides. RefSeq names its product testis expressed 14, intercellular bridge forming factor (gene TEX14). The transcript is spliced from 32 exons. Gene Ontology annotation, biological process: intercellular bridge organization; attachment of spindle microtubules to kinetochore; mitotic sister chromatid separation. The record is from RefSeq and is a predicted model, not a curated record. Gene Ontology annotation, cellular component: midbody; kinetochore; intercellular bridge. NCBI's taxonomy places the organism in Eukaryota, Metazoa, Chordata, Mammalia, Chiroptera, Vespertilionidae. Bases 1 to 4557 code for a protein of 1518 amino acids. Gene Ontology annotation, molecular function: ATP binding; protein binding; protein kinase activity.